Messenger RNA from Hepatospora eriocheir, 252 nucleotides. The record is from the annotation of a GenBank genome assembly. Lineage: Eukaryota; Fungi; Microsporidia; Hepatosporidae.
AUGGGUUUAGUUAGUUGGAUUUUAUUAAGUUGUGUACUUGUUUCUCAAGUAUUUCUUGGUUAUUUAAUAACAAAAAGUAGUAAUAAUUUAGAAGAUCUUAAUACAGAAAGUAAAAACUUUUUUGGUGGUGACACAGCAGAAGAUGAAGGUGGUGGCGAAGAAGACAAACAAGAAGGUGAAGAAACUGGAGAAAGUGGAGAAAGUGGUUUAAAACCUAAAUAUUCACAUUCCUAUUUAUGGAAAAAUACCUAA